Messenger RNA from Ilex paraguariensis (yerba mate), 1154 nucleotides. NCBI's taxonomy places the organism in Eukaryota, Viridiplantae, Streptophyta, Magnoliopsida, Aquifoliales, Aquifoliaceae. The record is from the annotation of a GenBank genome assembly.
AGAGAGUAAAGUAGAUUGAAAUCAGAGCUCAUCGUCAAUGGAGGUGAAACAAGCAGGAUCGUCACUCGAUUUCUUGAUCUCAUCAUUCAACACUCGAAUUGCAGAGCUCCAAGAACUCGUCAUCGCUCGCAACAUGUAUCCGGCAAGCAGCGUCACCGAUUUAUCAGCCGUCGAUGCCGCAUUGAAGGCUAUGGAGCUUCAGGUGCACCAAAUCAAACACCGAUUGCACGAAGAGACCCAAGCUAUCCCCAAGGCCAAAAAGCUGAUUGAAGCAUCACUGCAGCAACAAAAGAAAUUGCAGAGCAUGUCUGCUUUUGUUCCAGCGUAUCUGCCAGAAAAAGCUACAGCUUUGCAUCAAGAUAUAAAUAGAGGCUUCAAUAUGCUCUCAGAAACCUCCAAAGAAGAUUUUGCAUUUGGGACUUUGAAACUUGAGGAGGAACCUGCAGUAUUACCCAAAGAGAAAAAGGGUCGUGGUCCGCCACCACUAUGGUACAUUACUGCUGAGGAGCUGAAUUCCUUGUCAUCGUACAUGAAAGGGAGGCUUACUUUAGAGAAGGUCAAUGCAGCUAUUAAUGAUAUGGCAACAUAUGCUGAAGUAAAUGGCCAGCUUAUAACCGCUCCACGAAAAAAGUUGUCAGAAAAUGUCUUGGACAGAGCCCUGGACUUAAGAGAUAUUGCAACGACAGAAGCCGUGAAGGGAAAACACUUUUUCCUUGAAACUGAUAUCAAAGGGCCUGCAUUGAAGCUUGAUAAUACUGGAAAGGCAAUAUUGACGGUUCUUCGACAUCUUGGUCGCAUAACUGAAAGCCGGGUUGGGCAUCACCGUGUGAUCAUUCUAUUAAGGCCUCACUGAAUGUACUUUGCCUUCUCAGAUUAUUUGAAAUAUGCAUCCAUUUGUUUCUUCUGCUGUUCAUUCUCAAUGUUGAAUGUUAAGACUUGGUAUGAGAUGCCACACCCUCAAACAGAAGGUGCAGUUGUUGUAAGUUCAUGUGAAAAAAUGCUUAAAACUAGUCAAGUUCUUGGGAGAAAUGGUUCACAUGAGUCAGACCUUUGUUUGAACUACUUUGUGUGGUGCAAAUUGGAGCGUGUUCUUCAAAUUCUUCCAUAUAUGCCGGGCAAAUCCCCAUAGUUACCCGCAUGGGUUCGAUCAGUGG